CUGCAUGCAGCCUUUCUCUGCAAGUCGCAUCUGACAGCGGAAGCCCUCUGAGACCAGGACUGGGCUGCUGUAGUCUUCCCAGCGUUCUCUUGGAUCAGAUCAUCCUGGCUUGGGAUUUCAUUGGUUUUGCUUGGUUCAGAUUGCCCUGGUGCGGUCAGGACCGCUUUAGCAUCGGACUGGACUGAAUGUGGAUUAAUCCGGAUUGGUUUUGGGCUGGUUCCGAGACAUCAGGUCAAGCCGAGGCCAGUCAAGACUGGUUUAGGUACAUGUGGGAACCAGUUUAAAUGUCUCUGCAUGAGUUUCUACAGGAGGGCCAGGACGCCCCACAGCGGAUCCUGUCCCGACUGACCCAGCUCCUCUACAACCUAUCAGCUACGGUCUUACAGGGAGUCCCCUUCUCUCCUUUCACAACCUUCAACCGCAAGAGCUCCUGGAGGGACUGGAACGAUGAGAUUAUGCAGCAGGAGAGCAGUCUUCUGUGUGCUGCAGACAUCAGCCCAGACCUCAGGAAACAAUUUGCCUUCCUGUCAGGUGGCCGAGGACAGAAUGGCAGCCCCAUCAUUAUAUUCCCAGAGUACCCGGCAUUUGGUGAGCUGGAGGAACAGGAGUUUCACAACGUGCUGACAUACCUGACUAGCGUUCCCAGUCUCAGCUUGACGGGGGUCGGCUUCAUCCUGGUCAUUGACCGGCGGCAAGACAGAUGGGCAUCAGUGAAGGGGACGCUGCUGCGGAUCGCGGGCUCUUUCCCAGGCAACCUGCAGCUGGUGCUGGUACUGAGACCCACAGCACUCUUUCAGCGGACAAUCUCCGACAUCUUUUUUAAGUUAAACAAGGAUGAGUUUAAAAUGAAGGUGCCGGUGAUCAUGCUCAGCUCUGUGACUGAGCUCCACAGUUACAUCGACCGCACACAGCUCACUCAGGAACUGGGCGGCACACAGGAGUACUGCCAUGAGAAAUGGAUUUCACACCGCACCGCCAUUGAAGGUUUUGCUCUGAUGGUGAAGAAAACGGCACAGACUCUCCAGUCUUUUGGGACUGAGCUGGCGGAGACAGAGCUGCCCAAUGAUGUUGAGGCCACGUCCAACCUUCUAAGCCUCCACACGGAUAAGAAGGACAAAAUGAAGGAGGACUUGAGGAUCGCUCUCUGUCAGGGAUCACGUUUGCUGGAGAGCAUCAAUGAGCCGCUGUUGAAAGAUCCAGAUUACACCAUGAACCAGGAUGAACUGGAGAACCUGGCUACUGUUCAGAGGUUGCUUGGUCAGUUAGAUGAGACUGAAACAGCAUUUGAUGAUUUUUGGGAUAAGCACCAAACCAAGCUAGAGCAAUGUCUAGAUCUGCGGCAUUUUGAGCAGAACUUCAGGGAGGUCAGAGCUCAUUUAGACAUGGUGUAUGACAGACUAUCAGGCUUCUCAGAGGUUGGAAUUAGCCCUGCCCAUGUUGAACAUAUCUUGAAAGAGCUGACCAAUCAUGAAGAGAGAGCAUGUGAGGUGUUGGACCGAGCGCUGACUCUAGCAUGUGAUGCUGACCAGCUGAUUGAAGCGUCUCAUUACGCUGUGGACUCCAUCCUGCCCAAAUGCUCUGAGCUGCGGGCUGUGUGCGACGAGAUCAACAGCAUCCUCAAGGCCAAGAAAGCCUAUCUGCUCAAAGCCAUGGAGCUACACCAGUGUUUAGAGAAGGCCACUAAAUGGUGUGACGAUGGGAUCUACCUGCUGGCCUCUCAGCCUGUGGAUAAGUGUCAGUCACAGGAUGGGGCGGAGUCAGCACUGCAGGAGAUUGAGAAUUUCCUGGAAACACCCGACCAACACAAGCUGACAGAUUUGAGUGGAAUUUGGAGGGACUAUGAGUCGGUGCUCACACAAGACUUCAGGGAUCAGGUGGACAAAGUGUUUCAGAAGCAGCUGUCCAUACAGGAAAUGUUUGAGAAGAGAAGGGUCAGUCUGAAGAAGUUAGCAGCCAAACAGACACGACCCGUGCAGCCCGUCGCCCCACGUCCUGAAGCCAUCAUCAAAUCACCCAUUUGUCCUGAAGCUCAUAGGGAGAAGACGAUAGAGGGUGAUAUCAUCAAUGGAAACUGCAGAAAAGGAGAGAUAAAUUUACAGAAUGAUGGCAGCAGACACCCGUCUGUCUCUGAUGAAGAGGAGAACUUUGCUGUGCUUAGACGGCAUGUGAUGAACGAGCUGUUGGAGACGGAGCGAGCGUAUGUUGAGGAGCUGCUGUGUGUGCUGGAGGGUUAUGGAGCAGAAAUGGACAAUCCUGCUAUGGCUCACCUCAUCCCCAAUACACUGCUUCACAAGAAGGACGUCCUGUUUGGGAAUAUGCCUGAGAUAUACCAGUUCCACAAGAAGACUUUUCUUCGUGAACUAGAGGCGUACACAGACUAUCCUGAGCUUGUGGGCCGGUGUUUCUUGGAGCGAAUGACGGAUCUGCAGAUCUAUGAGAAGUACUGUCAGAACAAGCCUCGCUCCGAAUCUCUUUGGAGACAGUGCUCUGACUGCGCUUUCUUCCAGGAGUGUCAAAAGAAACUGGAACAUAAGCUUGGUUUGGACUCGUACCUGCUCAAACCAGUGCAGAGAAUAACCAAAUACCAGCUCUUACUGAAGGAACUGCUGAAGUACAGUAAAGGCUGUGAGGGUGAGGAUGACCUGCAGGAGGCGCUCUCAUCUAUUCUGGGCAUCCUGAAAGCUGUGAAUGACUCCAUGCACCUUAUCGCCAUCACUGGAUAUGAAGGCAACCUCAGUGACCUGGGGCGUCUGAUGAUGCAGGGGUCGUUCAGCGUGUGGACGGAGCAUAAGAAGGGUCACGCGAAGGUGAAAGACCUGGCUCGCUUCAAGCCCAUGCAGAGACACCUGUUCCUGCACGAGAAAGCUCUGCUCUUCUGUAAGAAACGAGAGGAGAACGGAGAGGGUUAUGAGAAAGCGCCUUCAUACAGCUUCAAACACUCGCUCAGUAUGACUGCUGUAGGUAUUACUGAAAAUGCAAAAGGAGACAACAAAAAGUUUGAGGUCUGGUGUAAUUCUCGAGAGGAGGUGUUCAUUGUACAGGCGCCGACACCAGAGAUCAAAACGUCAUGGGUGAACGAGAUCCGGAAGGUUCUAACGGGGCAGCUAAAGGCCUGCAGGGAAGCACGCCAGCAGAAGAGCUCAGAUCAGAUCUCACAGUUAACUCCCUCCAGCACCAGCCUAACCCUGAGCCCCUUCAAGACCACCCCAAGGACCCUCAAGAAAGGAGAGGAGAAGAAAACUGAACCCACAGCAGCAGAUCCCAGUACAGCCAUCUUACUUAAAAAUAAUGACAAGGUCAAAGACGAGACUGUCACCAGUCCCAACACUGAGAGAGCUGCAGUGGCUAAAAAGCGCUUUACACUGCAGGGCUUCAGUAACCUCAAGAGUCAAAAAGGAUCAUCCCCCCCUAGUCCUGACCACAAAACUAAAAGACAUGAGAUUAAGAGUGAUCCUACACCGUUUGGCUUCAGAGACGCAGGUCCUCACAUCACUCUUACCCGAGUGAGAUGGAUGAGCACUUCUAGUCUGUUGCAGACUAAAAGGAGAGGCUUCUCCAAGGCAUCGCUGUCUGUGGACGCGUCUGAGGAGAACGACGGUUACUCGAGUGCCGAGGAUCCCAUGAACUCUGAUCCUGAGGAUGAGGGAGGGAAAAAGCUGUCUCCAGGCAGGUACGUGGUAGUUGCCGACCAUGACAAAAACGGACCACAGGAGCUGACGGUCAAGAGCGGAGACUCAGUUCAGCUGGUGAGAGAGGGAGACGAUGGACGCUGGUUUGUACGUAAUCUGCGAUCCAAUAAGGAGGGCUGGGUCCCUGCUGCAAACCUGCUGACUCUCAUCGGAGAAUCCAAAUCUUCUCAAUCCCUCUCCAGCUCAGGCAGUGGGUCUGGAAACCUCAGCACAUCCUCCAGCUGCAGUGAAACCUACACAAGCUUCUCAGACAUCAAACCCUGAAGCUGCUGCUCCACCGCCUUGUGGCAGCUCAGACACAGUGCACUUUCUACUGAAGCUCCUCCAGUCUCUGUACUGUAUUUAACCUCGUCACCCGAGAAAGGAAUUGCCCUCUGCGGUCAAUAUACGCUAUUCAAGAUAUUUUAUAUAGAGUGUCACACUUUCUCAACCUUCUCUCCUUCAUAAGAGAGAGAAAAAAGGUCAUUCAGUGUCUGCUGUUCCCCCGUGGAAAUUCUUCGUCACUUUGAAAGUAUCAGCGUGAUGCUGUUUGUUUCACGUCUGCAUGAGUUUCCUCAAAGAUUAAAAAAGAAAAGGGCUCUUGGUCGAGUCGGCAUUAACAUCAGAGCAGCCUGCGGUUUUAAAAGUCUUUAUAACAAGGACUCUCGUUGGAUUUUAAUGUAUGACCACAUGAGCUUCCACUGGUUUUAUUGAUCUUGCGUUGAGAAUAUCAGUGUCUUUUUGAAAUGUCUGAUUUUUUUGGCGUCUAAAGCUCCUGUCUGAUUUGCUGUAGCAGCAAGACAAUGAAAUUAUGUUUUAUACGAUAAAGAUUCUUGAGGUUAUGCCUGCUGAAAAGUCCUGUUAUUCACUGUAUGUAUUAAUCUAAAACAGCUGUAUAGUUUAAAUUAUUUCCUGUAAAAGAUUUGUACAGAUAUUAACUUUUAUCUCAUGUUUUCCAUUAAAACAGUGUGUGUGUGUGUCUGUGUGUGUGUGUGUGUGUGUGUGUGUGUAUAUGUAUUUAUACAUACACACACACACACACACACACACAUAUUUUAUAUUAUGACCACUAUUGUUGUGUGUCAAUGAAAUGUAUUUCAUUGUAUUUUGUUGUAUUUGUCCAUCUAUUUGCACCAUUCAUGUAUAAUUAUUGCAAUUUUUCAAAUUGCGUUCACGUCAUUUAUUUUGUCACCACAGGUUGAUUUGAUUUCUUUCAAAAUGUCAUGUCUGGAAAGUGAUAAUUGGCAUGUUGUAACUAUCAUUCAGCUUUUGUAAGACUCAUUUUAAUGCUGAAUAAGUAUUUCCCACAGCUUAAAGUUCAUGAAUAUCUGUAUUCUUCAAAUCAGCUGAUUCAAUCAAGCCAUAAUGAUGACCACAGCCUUACUGUGCUUAAAUGUUCAUGUCCCCAUGUUGUCUUUUUAACAUGUUCAGUGAUACAAAAAUCAUUGUUCAUUUCUAUUUAAAUUUUAUGUGGCACAUUGCUGCAUGUUCGUUUUGCCUCUCAAUGUUUUCAUGUAUCAGACGCGUAUCUGUGUACAUGUGUAAAUAUGUAUCUAAGAGGAUGUAUGAGAUGAAUGAAUUUAAAAUGCUUAGGCUUAAAUAAACUUCACUGAAACAUUC
This is a messenger RNA of Carassius auratus (goldfish), 5288 nucleotides long. RefSeq names its product guanine nucleotide exchange factor DBS-like. Gene Ontology annotation, molecular function: protein binding; guanyl-nucleotide exchange factor activity. Bases 285 to 3953 code for a protein of 1222 amino acids. The record is from RefSeq and is a predicted model, not a curated record. The transcript is spliced from 32 exons. Gene Ontology annotation, biological process: positive regulation of Rho protein signal transduction; intracellular signal transduction. NCBI's taxonomy places the organism in Eukaryota, Metazoa, Chordata, Actinopteri, Cypriniformes, Cyprinidae. Gene Ontology annotation, cellular component: cytoplasm.